CAACAGCACGUGCUUCAAAUUUUCGUUAUCAACAGAGAACCAGUGAAUUUUCCAAUCAACAAGAAAAACAGGAGUUUCCCUCAUUUAUUGACAGUCACCCCUGAUUUGUCCUUUAAUAACAAUCAAUCAGGAACAAUCAACAAUAAUUAUCAACAAUUGCCUCAACCUUUACAUGAAAUCUCCGAAAAAUCGAAUUAAAAUUAUCAGAAAAAUACAGUAACCUAUCACUUCAGUGAAAUCAUAGGAGAAUAAAUAAUUCGAGAUAGAGGAAAGUGACGAAAGUAAUAACUGGGACAUGAAUAGCCUAGGUGAUGCUUGCAAUGAGAUUAAGAGAGAGUACGACAUGUGCUUUCAAACUUGGUUCACUGAAAAUUUUCUCAAAGGGGAUACAAAUGACUCUAUGUGCGCCCCUCUCUUCAAAGUUUAUCAACAAUGUGUGAAGAAAUCGAUGAAAGAGCAGAAUAUCGAGCUGAAAGACAUCGAGAUAAACCACUUGGGAACCGAAAACGAGAAAAAGUCACCGAGCUGACAGUUGACCACAAAAGAUUCCCUGUAAAUACGACAAGAUCUAUUUUUCUUAAUUUCCCCUCAUCUAAUUUUUCUGUGACCUUCAGUAAACAUUAAAAAAACUUGCCAUAGAGUAUUUACUGAAAAUGAAUAUUAUUAAUUGCUCUUAAUGAAAAA
Messenger RNA from Fopius arisanus, 684 nucleotides. Its product is annotated as TP53-regulated inhibitor of apoptosis 1-like. Gene Ontology annotation, cellular component: cytosol; mitochondrial intermembrane space; nucleus. The record is from RefSeq and is a predicted model, not a curated record. The transcript has 3 exons. Gene Ontology annotation, molecular function: phosphatidic acid transfer activity. NCBI's taxonomy places the organism in Eukaryota, Metazoa, Arthropoda, Insecta, Hymenoptera, Braconidae. Bases 296 to 529 code for a protein of 77 amino acids. Gene Ontology annotation, biological process: phospholipid translocation.